CGCGCCCCGCGCAGCGGGAGGCCGGGGGCGGGCCGGGACCUGGGGACCAGCCGCUGUUCCUCUGCAGCGUCCCGCGCCGCUCGCUGGGCGUCCGGGGAGCGCGGGGCGGGGCGAGGGCGGUGUCCGCAGGUAACCCCCGGGGGGGCGGGGAGGUCUGCCGGGACCCCCAGACCAAAAAGCCUAGGGGGAGGAGCGGCGCGGCUGUGCGCGAGGGCAACCAAGUUUGGCUCCAGCACGCGCGGCUUCGCUACUGCCUCUGGGGAGGAGAGAGGGGACUGUCCCCUUCCGAGCUGGGCUCGGACUUUGGCCCCCAGAGCCGCCGCAGACCUCCAGGAGUGACUUCGUCGCUCCCUAUUCUGGACUCGCUGGGUCCCGGGUGCACCGGAGCCGCGCAGUGAACGUGCCAUGCAGGAGGGCGACAUCGGCCUGGAGGGGCUACCCCUCAAGGAAGCCCCCACAGCCCAGGCCGCCAGGGCCGUGGAUGGGGAGGGCGCGCCGCCCGGCGGUCCCAGCGCACAGGCGGCCACGAUGAGGGUCAACGAGAAGUACUCGACGCUCCCGGCCGAGGACCGCAGCGUCCACAUCAUCAACAUCUGCGCCAUCGAGGACAUCGGUUACCUGCCGUCCGAGGGCACGCUGCUGAGCUCCUUAUCCGUGGACCCUGAUGCCGAGUGCAAGUAUGGCCUGUACUUCAGAGACGGCCGGCGCAAGGUGGACUACAUCCUGGUGUACCAUCACAAGAGGUCCUCGGGCAGCCGGACCCUGGUCAGGAGGGUGCAGCACAGUGACACCACCUCUGGGGCUCGCAGCAUCAAGCAGGACCAACCCCUGCCGGGCAAGGGGGCACCGCUGGACACGGGCUCAGCCGAGCCCCCGAUGGACUACCACGAGGAUGACAAGCGCUUCCGCAGGGAGGAGUAUGAGGGCAACCUCCUGGAGGCGGGCCUGGAGCUGGAGCGGGACGAGGACACUAAAAUCCAUGGAGUCGGGUUUGUGAAAAUCCACGCGCCCUGGAACGUGCUGUGCAGAGAGGCCGAGUUUCUGAAACUGAAGAUGCCGACGAAGAAGAUGUACCACAUUAAUGAGACGCGUGGCCUUCUGAAAAAAAUCAACUCUGUGCUCCAGAAAAUCACAGACCCCAUCCAGCCCAAAGUGGCUGAGCACAGGCCCCAGACCAUGAAGAGACUCUCCUAUCCCUUCUCCCGGGAGAAGCAGCAUCUGUUUGACCUGUCUGAUAAGGAUUCGUUUUUUGACAGUAAAACCCGGAGUACGAUUGUCUAUGAGAUCUUGAAGAGAACGACGUGUACCAAGGCCAAGUACAGCAUGGGGCAAGGCGAGGGAAGAAAGAAGGACUCCGCCCUUCUAAGUAAAAGGCGGAAAUGUGGGAAGUAUGGCAUCACGAGCCUGCUGGCCAAUGGCGUGUACGCGGCUGCAUACCCACUGCACGAUGGAGACUACGAGGGUGAAAACGUGGAGUUCAACGACAGAAAACUCCUGUACGAAGAGUGGGCGUGUUACGGGGUCUUCUAUAAGUACCAGCCCAUCGACCUGGUCAGGAAGUACUUUGGGGAGAAGAUCGGCCUGUACUUCGCCUGGCUGGGCGUGUACACCCAGAUGCUCAUCCCUGCCUCCAUCGUGGGAAUCAUUGUCUUCCUGUACGGAUGUGCCACCGUGGACGAAAACAUCCCCAGCAUGGAGAUGUGUGACCAGAGACAAAAUAUCACCAUGUGCCCGCUUUGCGACAAGACCUGCAGCUACUGGAAGAUGAGCUCAGCCUGCGCCACGGCCCGCGCCAGCCACCUCUUCGACAACCCCGCCACCGUCUUCUUCUCUGUCUUCAUGGCCCUCUGGGCUGCCACCUUCAUGGAGCACUGGAAGCGGAAACAGAUGCGGCUCAACUACCGCUGGGACCUCACGGGCUUCGAGGAGGAGGAGGAGGCUGUCAAGGAUCAUCCCAGAGCUGAAUAUGAAGCCAGAGUCUUGGAGAAGUCUCUGAAGAAAGAGUACAAAAACAAAGAGAAGCGCCGGCAUAUCCCAGAGGAGUCAACAAACAAAUGGAAGCAGAGGGUUAAGACAGCCAUGGCGGGGGUGAAAUUGACUGACAAAGUGAAGCUGACCUGGAGAGAUCGGUUCCCAGCCUACCUCACCAACUUGGUCUCCAUCAUCUUCAUGAUUGCAGUGACUUUUGCCAUCGUCCUUGGCGUCAUCAUCUACAGAAUCUCCAUGGCCGCCGCCUUGGCCGUGAACUCCUCCCCCUCCGUGCGGUCCAACAUCCGGGUCACAGUCACAGCUACUGCGGUCAUCAUCAACCUAGUGGUCAUCAUCCUCCUGGAUGAGGUGUACGGCUGCAUAGCCCGGUGGCUCACCAAGAUCGAGGUCCCGAAGACAGAGAAAAGCUUCGAGGAGAGGCUGAUCUUCAAGGCUUUCCUGCUGAAGUUUGUGAACUCCUACACCCCCAUCUUUUACGUGGCGUUCUUCAAAGGCCGGUUUGUCGGACGCCCGGGCGACUACGUGUACAUUUUCCGUUCCUUCCGAAUGGAAGAGUGUGCGCCAGGAGGCUGCCUGAUGGAGCUAUGCAUCCAGCUUAGCAUCAUCAUGCUGGGGAAACAGCUGAUCCAGAACAACCUGUUCGAGAUUGGCAUCCCGAAGAUGAAGAAGCUCAUCCGUUACCUGAAGCUGAAGCGGCAGAGCCCCCCUGACCACGAGGAGUGUGUGAAGAGGAAGCAGCGGUAUGAGGUGGAUUACAACCUGGAGCCCUUCGCGGGCCUCACCCCAGAGUACAUGGAAAUGAUCAUCCAGUUUGGCUUUGUCACCCUGUUUGUCGCCUCCUUCCCCCUGGCCCCGCUGUUUGCGCUGCUGAACAACAUCAUUGAGAUCCGCCUGGACGCCAAAAAGUUUGUCACUGAGCUCCGAAGGCCGGUGGCUGUCAGAGCCAAAGACAUCGGAAUCUGGUACAAUAUCCUCAGAGGCAUUGGGAAGCUUGCUGUCAUCAUCAAUGCCUUCGUGAUCUCCUUCACGUCUGACUUCAUCCCGCGCCUGGUGUACCUCUACAUGUACAGUAAGAACGGGACCAUGCAUGGCUUCGUCAACCAUACCCUCUCCUCCUUCAACGUCAGCGACUUCCAGAACGGCACAGCCCCCAAUGACCCCCUGGACCUGGGCUACGAGGUGCAGAUCUGCAGGUACAAAGACUACCGAGAGCCACCGUGGUCGGAAAACAAGUACGACAUCUCCAAGGACUUCUGGGCCGUCCUGGCAGCCCGGCUGGCGUUCGUCAUCGUCUUCCAGAACCUGGUCAUGUUCAUGAGCGACUUCGUGGACUGGGUCAUCCCAGACAUCCCCAAGGACAUCAGCCAGCAGAUCCACAAGGAGAAGGUGCUCAUGGUGGAGCUGUUCAUGCGGGAGGAGCAAGACAAGCAGCAGCUGCUGGAAACCUGGAUGGAGAAGGAGCGGCAGAAGGACGAGCCGCCGUGCAACCACCACAACCCCAAAGCCUGCCCAGACAGCCUCAGCAGCCCAGCCCCCAGCCAUACCUACCACGGGGGCGUCCUGUAGCUAUGCCAGCGGGGCUGGGCAGGCCAGCCGGGCAUCCCGACUGACGGGCACCCUCUCCCAGGGGCAGGUGGCUUCCCGCUCCCGCCAGGGCCCGGUGGGUCCUGGGUUUUCUGCAAACAUGGAGGACCACUUUCUGAUAGGACAUUUUCCUUUCUUCUUUCUGUUUUCUUUCCCUUGUUUUUGCACAAAGCCAUUAUGCAGGGGAUUGUUUUUAAUCUGUAGUAUUCAAGAUGAAUCAAAAUGAUGGCUGGUAAUAGGGCAAUAAGGUAACAAAGGCAGAUGCUUUGCAGAAAGAAUGCUUGGAAUCUUGAGUCUCCCUAGCAGUGAAAAGUGAGCAGAGGCCCCUAGAAACCCUCCUCUGAAUCCUCCUAAUUCCUUAAGAUAGAUGCAAAAUGGUAAGCCGAGGCAUCGGGCCAAAGCUGGUGCGAUGCUUCAGGGAAAAUGGAAACCCCAACCAAAAAUAAUGAUUGAUUCUGGUUCCAAAAGGUGUCACCUGCCUGUUCCAGAAAAGUUAGACUUUCCAUUGCCUUUUCCUCCCGUCAGUUCAGCGGCUGAGAGAGAAGUGCCCCAUCCCUGAACCACACAGGGGGCGUGGGAGCAUCCCAGUUAUUCCUGGAAAGCGAGAAGGGGGCACAGGUGUCCCUGAUUAAGCAGGAACCAGCACCCUUGGCAUCCCUGGCAGGCUCCCCGCUGUCAGCCACACACCUGCCCCCUCACACCAAGCUGACCUCAGAGUUGGUCGUCUUCCUUAUGGGACAAAACCAGUUGACCAGAAAAUGGGCAGAGAGAGAGGACCUCGGAAGCAUUAAAACAGAUGGUGUCAGGGUUUCAAGAAGUCUUAGGGCUUCCAGGGGUCCCCUGGAAGCUUUAGAAUAUUUAUGGGUUUUUUUUUCAAGUGUCAAUUAUAUGGUAGAUUGAGGAUAUUUUUUUCUGCAGCUCAAAGGUGGAGGGAGUUUAUUAGUUAACCGAAUAGCGUUGAGAGGAAUUUAAAAUACUGUUACUACCAAAGAAUUUUAUUAAUAAAGCCUUCUAUUUUGGUAACAUUUCUCUAUAUUUUUACUCAUAGGAAUGUCACUGUUGGACAAUUAUUUUAAAAGUGUAUAAACCAAGUCUCAUAAAUGAUAUGAGUGAUCUAAAUUUGCAGCAAUGAUACUAAACAACUCUCUGAAAUUUCUCGAGCACCGAGAGAAACAUCAUUUUAGCAAAGGCCAAGAGGAAAAACAGAAAUAUAUUUGUCUCGAACACAUCAUUGAUGUGAUGUUGACAUUCCCUUUAAUCUGCCAACUGUGAUCAAAGUUCAUAGGUGUCAUAGAUUUCCAUUAUUUGCUAAAAUCAUGCAAUCUGAUGCUUCUCUUUUCUCUUGUACAGUAAGUAGUUUGAAAUGAGUUUUGUAUAUAAAUACUGUAUUAAAAAUUAGGCGAUUACCAAAAAUCCUUUUAUGGAAACCGUUUUUUAAAAAAGUGAAUGUACACAAAUCCACAGAAGACUGUGGCUGGACAUUCAUCUAAAUAAAUUUGAAUAUACGACACUUUUCCCACUUGAA
This is a messenger RNA of Macaca mulatta (Rhesus monkey), 5098 nucleotides long. RefSeq names its product anoctamin 1 (gene ANO1). Lineage: Eukaryota; Metazoa; Chordata; Mammalia; Primates; Cercopithecidae. Gene Ontology annotation, biological process: chloride transmembrane transport. Gene Ontology annotation, cellular component: plasma membrane. The record is from RefSeq and is a predicted model, not a curated record. Gene Ontology annotation, molecular function: intracellularly calcium-gated chloride channel activity; protein dimerization activity.